AUGGAGCACGACGACCCGGCCGAAGCGCUGACGGAGCUGCGGGAGCGGCGGCCGAGCCGGUUGGAGCUGCUGCAAGUGGCGGCGGGCUCGGGCCUGGCCGUCUACGGCGUGUGGGCGCUGCUGCUGCAGCCCGGCUUCCGCCGCGUGCCACUGCGCCUGCAGGUGCCCUAUGUCGGCGCGAGUGCCAGGCAGGUGGAGCACGUGUUGUCGUUGCUGCGAGGCCGUCCUGGGAAGACUGUGGACCUGGGCUCUGGGGACGGCAGGAUUGUGCUGGCUGCCCACAGGUGCGGCCUCCGCCCUGCUGUGGGCUACGAGCUGAACCCCUGGCUGGUGGGACUGGCGCGGCUGCGUGCCUGGAGGGCAGGCUGUGUUGGCAGUGUCCGCUUCCACCGUGAAGACCUCUGGAAGGUGAGCCUGAGGGACUGCCACAAUGUGUCUGUGUUCCUGGCUCCUAGUGUGCUCCGAUUGCUGGAGGACAAGCUGCAGGCAGAGUUGCCUGCAGGAGCCCGUGUGGUGUCUGGGCGCUUCCCCCUCCCCACCUGGCAGCCUGUGGCUGUGGUAGGUGAGGGCCUGGACCGAGUCUGGGCCUAUGACAUCCACAGAGGUGGGCCAGCUGGGCAGGCUGUGCCAGGGCCCGGUUCUGCCUCUGUACUUGGAACCCCCAGUUCUCAGACUGGCUGA
Rangifer tarandus platyrhynchus (Svalbard reindeer) is the source of this 681-nucleotide messenger RNA. Lineage: Eukaryota; Metazoa; Chordata; Mammalia; Artiodactyla; Cervidae. The record is from the annotation of a GenBank genome assembly.